UUCACAUUUCACACAACACACUCUCCAAGUCUCUCUCCCUUUUACGAAACAAGACGGUCAAGAAAUAAAGUUGAGACUUGUUUAUAGAUUUGAAAACCGAGCUAAUUACACACCUUUGGAUUCCAAGCAGAGCUGCUUCUUUCAGCUUACACUCUUUGUCUUGUUACUCAUUUCAUUUCGUUUUGAUAUCUUUUAGAGAGCCAGAAGAAGAAGUGUAGAAAAAGAAGAAUCUACUGAGAGAAUAAGAAAAGUCUUGAGCUUUUGCAGUUUCUUAAUCAGAUGUCGAAGAACCAUUCAUCUGUGGAAGAGGAUGAAGCCAUGCCGCCAAUAUCGGAAGUAGUAAAGAGAUUCAAGCGUUUAAGGGUCGUGUUCGAGCCAUCUCUAGGAGUCUUGGGUUUCUUCUUGGUGGGUUUGUGUUUAGUCUUCAGCUUCUUCUACCUCGAUUACAGAACCGUGGCUAAUACUAAAAGCCGUGACUUUUCGGAUCAAUCGGAGAGAUUCCUUUGGCUCAAGGAGCUCGAUGGGUUUGUAGAGAACAACACCAAAGUUGGGUUUCUUGAAGAGAGUGGGAAUGCUUGUAAUGUGUUCGAUGGGAAAUGGGUUUGGGAUGAAUCGUAUCCGUUGUAUCAGUCCAAAGAUUGCACCUUUCUUGACGAUGGAUUCAGAUGCACUGAGUUUGGCAGACCUGAUUUGUUCUAUACUAAGUGGAGAUGGCAACCUAAUCAUUGUGAUUUGCCCAGAUUUGAUGCGAAGCUGAUGCUGGAGAAGCUAAGAAACAAGCGGCUAGUGUUUGUAGGAGACUCAAUCGGAAGAAACCAAUGGGAGUCUCUACUUUGUAUGCUAGCUUCUGCAAUCAGGAACAAGAACUUGGUUUACGAAGUGAACAAUAGACCCAUCACAAAGCACAUGGGCUUCUUUGUGUUCAGGUUUCAUGACUACAAUUGCACUGUUGAAUACUAUAGAGCACCGUUUUUGGUUCUCCAAAGCCGUUCACCUAAAGGAUCACCAGAAAAGGUUAAGACAACUCUUAAACUGGAGACUAUGGAUUGGACUGCUGACAAGUGGAGAGACGCUGAUAUUUUAGUGUUUAACACGGGUCAUUGGUGGAACUAUGAGAAAACUAUUCGCGGAGGUUGUUACUUCCAAGUAGGAGAAAAAGUGAAAAUGAGAAUGAAGAUAGAGCACGCACAUAAACGAGCAGUGAAGACUGUUGUGAAAUGGAUACAAGAAGAGGUUAAUCCAAACAAGACACAGGUCUUCUUUCGCUCAUUUGCCCCUGUGCAUUUCAGGGGAGGAGAUUGGAGAACAGGGGGAACAUGUCAUAUGGAGACACUGCCUGAUUUUGGAGCCACUCUGGUCCCAUCAGAGACAUGGGAACAUAUGAAGCUCCUUCAAGAUGUCUUGUCAUCAUCUCUUUACAACUCGAAAAGAUCAGAGACAGUUAAGCUAAAAGUGUUGAACAUAACAGCCAUGGCUGCUCAAAGAAACGAUGGCCAUCCAUCACUGUUCUACUUGGGGUCAGGUGGUCCUGCGCCGGUCCACAGGCAAGACUGCAGCCAUUGGUGUCUUCCCGGAGUUCCUGAUUCAUGGAAUGAGCUUCUUUAUGCAUAUAUUCUUAAGCACGAAGGCUAUAAAAGAUCAAACAGUGGCGAUACAGACAACUUUACAUAACAUCUUUGGUAAGCAGCUUGUUCCUGCUCACUAGAAGAGGCUGAGCUCAAGGUUUUAAACGGCUCAGAUUUUGAUUGGGUGAUUAGGUUGAAUGGGUGGGGAAUAUCAAAAAUGUAAUUACUACUUAGGUUAAGCAUCUUUGGUUGUAAAGAUAAAUCUCAUAUUAUUCUAUACAAUGAUUUUUGGACUA
This is a messenger RNA of Capsella rubella, 1861 nucleotides long. RefSeq names its product protein trichome birefringence-like 11. Lineage: Eukaryota; Viridiplantae; Streptophyta; Magnoliopsida; Brassicales; Brassicaceae. Gene Ontology annotation, molecular function: O-acetyltransferase activity. The coding region runs from base 280 to 1671 and encodes 463 amino acids. The record is from RefSeq and is a predicted model, not a curated record. Gene Ontology annotation, cellular component: Golgi apparatus. The transcript is spliced from 4 exons.